AUGGAGUCGAAACACAUUGUUGACGGUGGUGGUGGUGCUGGUGAGGGUGGUGAUCGAGUGAAAGACGUUUUUUCGCUGAAACUUAAUCUGAAUACGCUCAAGUGUGAACUGUACAGUUCAGUGCAUGGCAUUAACUUUCAACCAAAGGAUUCCAUCGCAUACGUUUUAGGAUAUUCUCCAUCAAGAGUCUUGGAACCUAGGAUUUAUCACCAAUCAGAUCUUCCCGUUAAUAUAGUUAAAGUUAGAACUAUCCAUAUCGAUAGCAAUAUUACUGUUGGAGCUUUCUACAACGAUAGACCUUCACAUACCAUAUACGAAUUCUCUAUUACAGACGAAGCUGGAUCUAUCAAUAAAUACAGUUCAUUAACCUCUAAAGAUAAAGCUACGAUACGGUAUACUGAACGGUAUCAUGGACUCAGAUAUGAGAAGGGCUACGUGGAUUAUAGUUUACUUGAUGAAAUCCUCAGGAGUCAUUUAGCUGAUGUGAAUAUGGUAUACGUAAAAGGACAGUGCAAACGUCAAUUUUUAAUCGAUAGAUUAAAUGAUAUGCAAAUUACUAAGCCCAAUAUUAUCAAUGUUGAAGAUUGUGAUUCGCGUUUAACCACCACCACCACAAAAUGUGAGAAAAAUGAGAAAUGUAUACCACUGUGUUUGAAUCAUGAUGGCGUAUAUGGUAUAUGUGCUCAAAAUCAAAGAAUGGGUAUAUAA
Acanthoscelides obtectus is the source of this 708-nucleotide messenger RNA. NCBI's taxonomy places the organism in Eukaryota, Metazoa, Arthropoda, Insecta, Coleoptera, Chrysomelidae. The record is from the annotation of a GenBank genome assembly.